Messenger RNA from Knipowitschia caucasica, 1029 nucleotides. The record is from the annotation of a GenBank genome assembly. Lineage: Eukaryota; Metazoa; Chordata; Actinopteri; Gobiiformes; Gobiidae.
AUGGCCGCUUGGAACCAAGGGCUGUGCGGGCUGAUUCUGCUGCUUCUACCCGGAGUUUGGAGCUCGUUUCCACGCAGCGGGCAGGACUGUGGCCCCGGGAAAGAGUGCGGAGAUGUGUCGCAGAAGAAGAGUGACCUCAGAGUGUGUGACGCUGGAACCUGUCGUUUUGGAGGAACGUGUCGAGAAAAUGGAGCUGACAUCAAGUGUGUGUGUCAGUUUAAUUGCCAUAAGAAGUACGUCCCGGUCUGCGGCUCAAACGGCGACACAUACCAGAACGAGUGUUUCUUGCGGCGAGCGGCGUGCAAGAAGCAGCGGAGCAUCAGCCCUGUGUCCCAGGGAGCGUGUGAUGCUGGCUCUGGUUCAGCAGACGGAGACGACGAAGGCUCUGGUCGCGGGAAGAAAGUUUCCAAAUGUAAAAACUGCAAAUAUGGAGCGGAGUGCGACGAGGAUGCAGAGGACAUGAUUUGUAUGUGUAACAUUGUGUGCAAUGGACACAAUGAAAACCCGGUGUGCGGCAGCGAUGGCGACACGUACCCGACACCGUGUCACGUCCGCGAAGCAUCGUGUCUGAAACAGAUGAAGAUCGACAUUCGACAUGUGGGACGCUGCUCCGAUAAAAACAGAAAAGAGGAAAACUCCAAAACCAAACCAGAUGUUUAUGCUGUGUCCAAACCUGGUGAAGGGGAGGGGCUUGAGGAUAGCCCCACCCCCUGUUCUGAAGACUACGCCCACUUCUGUGAACAUGGGGUCUGUGAGAUGAGACUGGGGCUUCCCACCUGCAGAUGUGACUCGGCGUACGGAGGCCCUCAGUGCGAUCAGCUUCUGGACUUCAACGUACUCUACGUCGUCCCCAGUGGACAGAAGCUGCACUACGUCCUCAUCGCCGCCAUCAUCGGAGCCGUGCAGAUCGCUGUGAUUGUUGCUGUGGUCAUGUGCUUCACCAGACGCUGUAAAUCGUCGAAGCGCAGCCGUCGUCAGAAACAGCACCUCGGACACUUCCCGUCUGGAACCUCCUCGCGGAUGAUGUAA